Messenger RNA from Prorocentrum cordatum, 441 nucleotides. NCBI's taxonomy places the organism in Eukaryota, Dinophyceae, Prorocentrales, Prorocentraceae. The record is from the annotation of a GenBank genome assembly.
AUGCGCCUCGCCGAGCACGGCGACGCAUCCAAGGUCGCUGGAUGCACGGACAGCGUCGGCUGUUUCGCAGCCAUGAGCGACGGCAAGGAGUUGGUUGCAAAGUGGCCGGCCAACAUCAGCGCGUCAGACGUCGAGGUGACCGUGCGCUCGCGCGUCUUCGCGCCCCACCGGCGCGGCCUGGCCCACGUGGUGGUCCAGGGCUUCACGAUGGAGCACGCCGCCAACCAGUGGAUCGCGAAUUUCUGGUUCCCGCAGAACGCCAAGUACGCACAGUCGGGCCUCCUCGGCACGCGGAGCGGCUACAUGUGGACGAUCCGCAACAAUACCCUGCGCCAUGCACAGACCAUCGCUCUGGACAUCUCGAGGAAGAGAAGGGCGGGUACCCCGGCUCGUGGCCGCCUCCCGACAACGAGGGCACCAUGCAGCCGACCCCGCAUGUGA